UCUUAUGGCUUCGCGGGCCCCACGUGGCGGCGGGGGCGCGAGGAAACAGCGCCCACUCCACGUGUCUGAGCCUGGCCAGCGGCGCACCUGCUGCGCCCGGGCGGCUCUUCCGGCUUCCUCCUCGCUCUCGUAGCGCAGCCUAAGGCAUCGCCAGGGAGGAAGCCGGAUCCGUUUCACCCCCGUGGCAGGAUUUCCCUGCUUGGGCCAAGGCACGGAGGAGGAGGAAGCGGGCACAGCUAUGGAGAGCAGCGUGGAACUCCCUGGGCGCCGUCGGGGGAGCAGCGGCUUCCUCUGCGUUCCCCUGCUUUGGCUAGUGCUGGAAAGUAUACCAUCUUUUGGAAAGGAAACAUUACUGACGACACCUGUCAUUCCACAGCCUGAACAGAACGUAUUUUAUGAAGAUUUCAUUCAUCUGAAUGUUUUAAACAAAAGAGUUCUCAAUGAUACUGAAAUUUCAGUUGACUAUUUAUGCUCAAAACCUUGCAUUGUUACUAUAGAAGCCAUAGCUGCAUUGGAAUUCAGAGCUGGUGUGUCUGUGUAUAAGAAGAGGUGGGAGAAUGAUAACUACCUCCACACCAAUAGGAAUAGAAUUGUGAACUUGAAAUUUCCAGACAGCAUGGUUUACAGAGAUGAUUAUUUUAUCAGACAUUCUAUAAUAGUACAAACAGUGAUGCUACAUGCAUGGAUUAUUCAUAAACAAACAAGGAGCCACUAUGAUAAACAAAGGGAAGAGUACCUGCAAGCGAUUGCAAGGGAUUAUACUUUGUUGGAAUCUGUUCCACCUUUUGAACGUUCGUACAAAGAACACCAGGUGUGUUUGAAAUGGAGCAUGGAAUACACAUGGAGAAUCCAGGCAAACAGAAUACGUUGGUGUCCCCAUGAGGAUGAUGUUGUUGAGAUCCUCAGCUUUCCAUACGCAUCCAGUGGAGAGAUGGCAGGAAUUGUGAAGAAGUUUCAGAAAUUUAAGAACAGAGAGCUUGAAACAAUCAGAAAACACCAGACUGAUUACCCAACCUUUACUGUUUCAGCCUGGCUUUAUUUACUUCAUUACUGCAAACACCCCUUGUGUGGAAUACUGUAUUUCAUUGAUUCCGAAGAAAUGUACAGUACCCCUGCUGUGUUUUUAACUAAUGAAGGUUAUGUUCAUAUCCAGAUGCACCUCGUCACAGGAGAAGACAUUGCAGUAAAAACAACCUUCAGCCUUCCCCUGAAGCAUUGGCUUCGCCUUGACCUCUCUGUUAACGGAGGACAGAUAGAUGUUACCAGUGUUGGGAAAAAUCUGGUAAUUCAUCAGCAUCAAACUUUUAGUUUUAGGGAGGAUUUCUAUUAUGAUGACACUUCUGGUUACUUGGUUCUUGGAGGUAGUGGAUAUUCAUCAAGUAUUGAAGGAUACUUUGGGUCAGUGAAAUACUAUCGUCUUCAUGGCCUAGAGACCAGUAAGAUUUCUAACUCUUUCUACAACAAAGACAUUUUGGAAAGAAUUGACCUGUACUAUAAAAAAUGUGUAGAUAUCCAGAGCAUACCACUUAAGUAUGGAUUCAUGCUGAAACAAAUUGAAGAAGAGCAAAAGUGCCUUUAUGAAAAUUAUUAUUUGGAAAUGAUGAACAAAUAUAGAGGGAACCCUAAGUGUGCAGCCUUCAGCUGGGAAAAAGCUCUAUACCACGACAUGGUUAAACAGUUGCAAGAGUCAGAUCUACAGUUGUCAGAAGCACCUGAAGGCCAAAAGGACACCAUUUUAGAAAUUGGACGCAGGUUAUUUGAGAAGGCUGCUCAGACUCUAACCAGGUCUGAUGGCCUACAAUAUAUAAACUCUGUUGUGUUGUCCCUGAUGGAUUCCAGUUGUUGUGGAUAUCACAGAGCUUCCUAUGCUCUUGGCGUUAUCUUUGAAAUAGGACUGGGUAUGCCUGCAGACCCAGCACAGGGGCUGCUGUACAGUUUGCUUGCAGCUCAAGGAGGUGAUAGGCUGGCAUUGAUGAACCUUGGAUAUAAGCAUUACCAAGGCAUUAAUAGUUACCCUCGAGAUCUGGAGGUGUCAUAUGCUUACUAUAGUGAUGUUGCUAGAAAAACACAACAUGAUCAACAUACUGUAGAAGGAGACCAGGCAUUUGUAGAAGCAAUAAGGCUGAAGGAUGAUGAACUGUUGAAAGCUCAAACCAAAGAAAAUGGCGACAUCUUCAUGUGGUUGAAACAUGAAGCAACAAGAGGAAAUGCAGCUGCACAGCAACGUCUUGGGCAGAUGCUUUUCUGGGGCCAGCAAGGAGUGGGGAAAAAUACCAAAGCAGCUGUAGAGUGGUAUGCAAAGGGUGCCUUGGAAACUGGAGACCUAGUAUCCAUAUAUGAUUAUUCCAUUGUGUUAUUCAAGGGUCAAGGUGUGAAAAAGAACAGAACGUUUGCUUUACAUCUGAUGAGAAAAGCUGCAUCAAAGGGAUUGCCUCAAGCAGUGAAUGGCCUGGGCUGGUAUUACCAUAACUUUAAAAGAGACUAUGCAAAAGCAGCCAAAUACUGGUUAAAAGCUGAAGCUAUGGGCAAUUCCGAUGCAUCCUUCAAUCUUGGUGUCUUGCAUUUAGAUGGAGUUUAUCCAGGAGUAACUGGUAGAAAUCAUACUGUUGCUGCUGACUAUUUUUAUAAGGCAGCAGAAAGUGGUCACAUGGAAGGGACGUUACGCUGUUCUCAAUAUUAUAUUACAGGAAACUUAGCAAGCUUUCCCAGGGAUCCUAACAAAGCUGUAAUCUGGGCAAAAUAUGUUGCAGAAAAGAAUGGCUAUUUAGGCCAUGUCAUCCAAAAAGCACUCAAUGCUUAUCUGGAAUUUUCUUGGCAUGAAGCCCUGCUAUAUUGCAUUCUUUCUGCAGAGACCGGAAUUGAGGUGUCACAGACAAAUCUGGCACAUCUCUGUGAAGAGAGACCAGAUUUGGCAAAAAGAUACUUCGCUGCUGACUGCAUUUGGAGAUACUAUAAUUUCUCAGUUUCUCAAAGCAAUGCUCCCUCAUUUGCUUAUUUAAAGGUGGGAGAUUUCUACUACUAUGGAUAUCAGAAUCAAUCCAGAAACUUGGAUAUGUCAGUACAGAUGUAUGCACAAGCAGCAUUAUAUGGAGAUCCACAGGGAUUCUUUAAUUUGGCUCUUCUUCUGGAAGAAGGUUAUUUGAUCCCUCGUCACAUUUUAGAUAAUUUAGGAAUUGACAAGACCAUCGAUUCCAGUAGUACAAGCCUUCUUCAAGAGCUUUAUGAAAGGUGCUGGAACCAUAGCAACCAAGAAUCAAUUGGUCCAUGCACAUUAGCUUUGCUAAAUCUUCACCUGAGGAUUUUCUUGAAGACUGUUUUGCAUUCUGGUUUGAUUUACUUCCUGGGUGCCCUGUUUGUCUCUGCAAUGGUUGUAUUUGUCAUACAGUGCUUUCGGGCUCUGUUGGUUUUUCAUCCACAUAUACCAUUAGUGCCAGAACAGGCUCUAGCUGAACUUUCUCCCACAGAAGAAAAUACUAAUGAGACCACAUCAACAGACCCUACUCUUACAAAUAAUUCAGAAGAGAAUGGUUUAAAUCCUCAGCAUCCCUGUUCCAGCAGUUGAGAUGUGCAUUUCCUCAGUGCGAUAUUCUGAUGCCAUUGGAAGACCGACACCUGCCCCUUCUGCACCAGUUGCAAAAUGUCACCUUUGGGGGGGGGGCUAUUCCCUUUCACCCUAGGGUAGGAUCUGCUACUGUUGAAGCAUGAAGCUCAAGUCUUGCUUGAGCUUGGAGCAUCCUCGAAGGUUUCAUCUUGAUUCUAGGAGAAAGGACCUUCAAAUAUAGGGAAGUCUCUUGCACAAAUGGAAGUAUUUUUAAAUUCAGAAAUGUGAACUAGAAUAUAAUCAGACUUAUUGUAUUAUUGGGGAAAGGAUUUCUGUUCUUAAUUUCUGUAAUUAAUCACGGCUUUUCCCCCCGGUUAAGAGCACUGAUUGACCUAGUUUUGGGAAUAAGGACUUAACCAGACAAUCUGUCAAAGUGUAGUCCAGAUUCCAGAAUAAUUUUAGACUUUGUGGGCUAAGCCUCCCAAAUGUAGUUUCAAAGAUAUCCAUUAUAGCAUCCAUUACUACAGGAAGAUUCUAUUGACCUGCAAAAAAAUAUCCAGACCACUGGUGUUCAAGGCAUUUCAGCACUGGAGAUGUAGUUGAGUUUAGGAAAGCCAUCAUCAUCCAUCUCAUUUGCAAUGUAGGGGUGAUGGUGAUAAUAUGAAUGCUGUACUUUAUAAGGUUGUUUUAAUGAUUAUGAAGAUAAUUUAUAUGAAGCACUUUGAAGAUUUUCUAAAGCACUAUUGAGGUCUACACAUUAUCAUUAACAUGUAGAUCUACAUAUUGUAUAUUGCUUCAGUAGUUUCUGACUGUGAAGUGGUUUACAAAUCUAUAAACUAAUUUAAAUAAAAAUAUUACUGAGAAGAAGCUGCUCCUACAAAUUCAUGCAUUUUCUCUUAAAAUUGGACCAUUACUGUGCUGCUUCGACCCUCCACCAAGCAAAAUGUUCACUCCUCUGCUUAUAUGUGACGAGUUCAUUAUUUUUACCCAUCACCUGAUUAUGAGAUAGGCUCCCCUUGCUCUGCUUUCAA
Rhineura floridana is the source of this 4572-nucleotide messenger RNA. It is a transcript of the gene SEL1L3, whose product is annotated as SEL1L family member 3. The transcript has 24 exons. Lineage: Eukaryota; Metazoa; Chordata; Lepidosauria; Squamata; Rhineuridae. The record is from RefSeq and is a predicted model, not a curated record. Bases 239 to 3562 code for a protein of 1107 amino acids. Gene Ontology annotation, molecular function: protein binding.